Messenger RNA from Chlamydomonas reinhardtii, 1477 nucleotides. RefSeq lists its product as uncharacterized. The record is from RefSeq and is a predicted model, not a curated record. The coding region runs from base 134 to 322 and encodes 62 amino acids. Lineage: Eukaryota; Viridiplantae; Chlorophyta; Chlorophyceae; Chlamydomonadales; Chlamydomonadaceae. The transcript has 3 exons.
CACACACGCAGUGAGGAUGGUACUGGCGGGCCAACCUUACCUUAUACUCCAGCAACUCAUACGACAUCUCAUACACCCGGAAGCUCAGCUUCGAGCCCAGACCGCCCUCCUGUGCUGCUCGAAAUUAGGAACUAUGCCUGGCCGUGACGCUGGAAAGGCUAAGCCUCUGAAGGCGCCUAAGAAGGCGGACAAGGACUACGACGACAGCGACCUGGAGUUCCUGGCCAAGAAGAAGGCUGAGGAGGCUGCCCUGAAGGAGCUGCGUGCCAAGGCGGCUAAGGGUGCCAUUGGCGGCACUGGCCUCAAGAAGUCGGGCAAGUAAGCCGGCCAGUCGCCGGAAACUGAUCGGCACUAACGGAGCGGUAGUUGAGGCUGGCUUGUGAAAUACCGGAGCUGCACAAGGGACUGACGCAAGUGCAAUCGCCAUGAGCAGCCAGAGCGGCACGCACAGCGCACAUGACGGCGGCGGCCGCACCAAAGCAGUGAACGGUAGCGCGGCGCCGGGCACGUCUGACUCUGUGCCACAGGACUGCCUUGGCUGCCGUGUGGCGGGCUGCUUGUUUGGUGUGGGUGGGGCGGGGUACCUGGGCACGGUGCUGCUUCAGGAGCCACCACCUCGCGGUGCGCAUAGAUACGCCUUGAUUGUUACAGCCGGCACCAUGUUUGCGUUCGGCAUGUAUCGCGCGUUCGGUUGAAGGUUAUAUCCUUGCGAUCAAUCAUGGGAUGAAGGAGCUGUGUGUGUGCUGCCCGCAUCCGUGAAGCGUAUGACGUGAAGUUUAGCUUUGACCCAAAGUCAUGGAGACACAUGACGCGGUGAUGAAUUGUGUGCUGGUUGCGGUGGUGUAAGAUACAAGGUGGACAAAAGCGUCUUGUGCUGGUUUCGGGUGGCACGCGGCACGUGGACUACCCUGCUGUGUGCAAGUUGAGAAAGAACCAGUUCCGCAGCUCAACCAACCUCCGCCAGUUCCAUCCUCAAUGCUCCAUCGUAAAUUUGCUCAACUAGCUCGUUGCGUGUGAGCAAUUCAUUGCACCGCGGCCCAGUCUUCCGUCAUCAGUUCGACAACUGGUCCCGGCGUGCAGUUCCAGGUGGUAAGGCCAAUGAGUGGCCUCAGUGCCAAGCGCACAUGCAUCGCCACACUCCUUACUAGUUCUGCAGCACGACUGUUCUGUAGCAAUCGUUCCAUGGGCCAUACGGUACAAGUCCAAACAGCCCCCCAGCGCUGUCAAGCGCUCCACAUUCCCAGCACUUGUGUGCCAAGCCCCCCACACCCAAUCUCAACCCCAAGUGGACACAGGGCUCCUAUCUUAAUGUCUCCAGACAUUAAUCGGCCAUUUUGGCCGUUUCCUAGACAUUCCUCCCGGGGGCUAAUGUCUGGGGUGAGACUUUGUUGACCCGGGUUUGGGGCGGGUUUUGUCCGAAUUCCUAUGGAGAAGCCCCCAAACCGCCUGUGCCCAGACAAAAGACGGCGGCCAUCCG